Messenger RNA from Pantherophis guttatus, 3803 nucleotides. RefSeq names its product minichromosome maintenance complex component 3 (gene MCM3). Gene Ontology annotation, cellular component: MCM complex; nucleus. Gene Ontology annotation, biological process: DNA replication; DNA strand elongation involved in DNA replication; mitotic DNA replication initiation. NCBI's taxonomy places the organism in Eukaryota, Metazoa, Chordata, Lepidosauria, Squamata, Colubridae. Gene Ontology annotation, molecular function: ATP hydrolysis activity; single-stranded DNA binding; single-stranded DNA helicase activity. The record is from RefSeq and is a predicted model, not a curated record.
GAGUUGCCAUGUCGUUUGGCGGGAAAAAAGGGUCAGGUUUUCGCGCCAAAUAGAGUAAUAGGAAGAGCUGUAGCGAGGUUGCCUGUUUAGGCGUAGAAGCAAAAGCAAUUCCUAGGGAGGAGUUGAGCUCGAGUCUGAGAUGGCAGCGCCCGCGACAACGACUUUAGAUGAUGCUGAAUUGCGAGAAGCUCAGCGAGAUUACUUGGACUUUUUGGAUGAUGAGGAAGAUCAGGGAAUUUACCAGAGUAAAGUCCGGGACAUGAUUAAUGACAAUGGGCAUCGUCUGAUUGUGAAUAUCAAUGACCUCCGCAGAAAGAAUGAGAAAAGAGCCAGUCGUUUGCUGAACAGUGCCUUUGAGGAGUUGCUGGCUUUCCAGCGUGCCUUGAAAGACUUUGUUGCUUCUGUGGAUGCUACAUAUUCAAAGCAGUAUGAAGAUUUUUAUAUUGGGUUAGAAGGCAGCUUUGGAUCUAAACAUGUGACACCUCGGACGUUGACAUCCCAGUUUCUCAGCUGUAUUGUCUGUGUGGAGGGUAUUGUUACAAAAUGCUCUUUGGUGCGCCCAAAGGUUGUUCGAAGUGUGCAUUACUGCCCUGCUACCAAGAAAACCAUUGAGCGGCGAUACACAGAUUUGACUUCCCUGGAAGCUUUUCCAUCCUCUGCUGUUUAUCCCACCAAGGAUGAAGAAAACAAUCCUCUCGAGACAGAAUUUGGCCUAUCAACUUACAAAGAUCAUCAAACCAUCACAAUCCAGGAGAUGCCAGAGAAAGCACCAGCUGGACAACUUCCUCGCUCUGUAGACAUCAUUUUAGAUGAUGACUUGGUAGACAAAGUAAAGCCAGGAGACCGAGUACAGAUCAUUGGGACUUUCCGUUGUCUGCCAAGCAAGAAGGGUGGCUACACUUCAGGGACAUUUCGGACCAUUCUGAUUGCUUGCCAAGUAAAGCAAAUGAGCAAGGAGGUCCAGCCUGAAUAUUCAUCUAGAGAUGUUAGCAAGAUUAAAAAAUUUAGCAAACAGCACUCAAAGGAUGUUUUUGAACAGCUUUCAAAAUCUUUGGCUCCCAGCAUUCAUGGGCAUGAGUACAUCAAGAAGGCAAUUCUGUGUAUGCUCCUGGGAGGAGUCGAAAAAGUGUUGGAGAAUGGAAGCCGGCUCCGAGGGGACAUUAAUAUCCUACUGAUUGGUGACCCUUCUGUUGCGAAGUCUCAGUUGUUACGUUAUGUUUUAUGUACAGCUCCCCGGGCCAUUCCCACUACUGGCAGGGGUUCUUCUGGAGUAGGCUUGACUGCUGCUGUCACAACAGAUCAGGAAACUGGAGAACGUUGUCUGGAAGCUGGUGCCAUGGUCUUGGCUGACCGUGGAGUGGUGUGCAUUGAUGAAUUCGAUAAGAUGUCUGAUAUUGAUCGUACUGCUAUCCAUGAAGUGAUGGAGCAAGGCCGUGUUACUAUUGCCAAAGCAGGCAUUCAGGCCCAGCUCAAUGCCCGUUGCAGUGUAUUAGCUGCUGCAAAUCCAGUCUAUGGAAGGUAUGACCAAUACAAAACUCCCAUGGAUAAUAUCGGCCUUCAGGAUUCUUUGCUGUCCCGAUUUGAUUUGCUCUUCAUUGUUUUGGAUCAAAUGGAUCCAGAACAAGAUCGGGAAAUCUCAGACCAUGUCUUGCGAAUGCAUCGUUAUAGAGCAGCUGGUGAACAGGAUGGAGAUGCCAUGCCUUUAGGCAGUGCAGUUGAAUUACUAGCAACUGAGGACCCUUCCUUUACCGAGGAGGAAGAUCAGGAGCUACAAGUGUACGAAAGGCACGAUGACCUACUGCAUGGACCUCGGAGGCGGAAAGAGAAGAUCGUAAGUAUGGAGUUCAUGAGGAAGUACAUUCAUUUUGCCAAGAUGUUGAAGCCAGUUUUGACUGAGGAAGCAGCAGCUCUCAUAGCCCAGGAAUAUUCUUCCCUUCGCAGUCAGGAGCAGAUCAGCUCUGACAAUGCCAGGACUUCCCCUAUUACAGCCCGAACUCUAGAGACAUUGAUCCGGCUCUCAACUGCACACGCUAAAGCCAGGAUGAGUAAAAUAAUUGAGAAGCAGGAUGCCAAAGCUGCUGUAGAGCUGGUACAAUUUGCUUAUUUCAAAAAAGUUCUGGAAAAAGAAAAAAAGCGGAAAAAGCAGACUGAAGAGGACCCAGAAGAAGAAACAGAUGGUGAAAUGUCCCAAGAAAGGGAAGAAAGACAGAAAAAGAGAAGGAAGACAGAUUCCAGUGAGCAAUCACCCACAGAAGGAGAAACACAUGAUCCUUAUGACUUCAGUGAUACAGAAGCAGAAAUGCCAGAAAUUCAGGCACACCCCUCCAAGGUUCCUGAAGCAUCAAGCACUGAUGAAGUGACAUCAAAGUUGCCCGAGUCCAGGCUUAAAACAUUCAAGGCAGCCCUCCUGGAAGUAUUCAGAGUUGCCCAUGCACAGUCUGUGAAUCUGAAGAGCCUGCUGGAAUCCAUCAACCGGGACAACCCAACUCCUUUUUCAUCAGCUGAAGUCAAAGCAGCGUUGGAACAGAUGCAAGAAGAUAACCAGAUCAUGAUGUCUGAUGAUAUAAUUUUUCUGAUCUAGAGCAACUCUUAGAGAGGAGAAGGACUUACUACGUUCCCCUUAGAUGCUUGGUGUGAAUGGAACCUCUUCCCAGCAGCAUCAAUAGAGUUUGUCCAGAAAUCUUGGCUUAGCUGAUUGCUCCAUACCAAAUUCAAAUUUCUCUGAACUAAACUAUGGGGUGGGGAAAAUAAAGUCUUGACAGUUUUGUUAUUUUCCUACUUCAAGUUUUAUUUUUUAAAAAGUGCUUUGGCUCCACCUGCUUGUCAGAUACAUGCAGGCUCCCCUAGUAAAAAUAUCUGCAUUGUAUAGAGCAGCUUUCUUUAGUGUUUGUUCUAAAUAUUCUGAUGUGCGGUUCCCAAAUUCUCCAGACAGCUGAGAAAUUUGGGUAUUUCUAUCUCUGCAUUUGGAAAGCACCCAGGUCAGGGAGACAGCUACCACUGUACAGUAAUGCUAUUCUAAACAUUCAGCCUUGUCACAUCAUUUUACCAAUGAAUUUAUAAUGCUCCUUUCAUUUUGUGAUAGAUGUAUAAAUUCCAGUGUGGUAAUAAAAAUGUAUUUGCAAAGUUAAAAUUAGAAUAAGUUGAGUGCUCACAUGUACCAUAUCUCCUCUUUUAUAUAACAAGCCCUACUACCCUGAACUAUAUUUUUUAAAUUUUAGGUAAAUGUUUUUGAUAGAUUGUAUAAUGUGAAAAUAACUUUUUCUAUCAGAAGGAACUUUUAUCUGUUGGGGAAAAUAGCACCAGCAUUCUGAAAGUGGGCCUGUUCUUAAUGAGCAUUUAGUUUACUGCUGAGUUACCAUGUCUUCCUCCAAAUGGAAGCAAGAGAAGCUAGCUGGAAUGCAAUGUAGCACUGAUAAGGGGCAAAUGGGAAAGCAAUAGGCUGGGUCUUUCUGCCUCAGCGUUUUUUUCAUGCACAAAAGUAUAAUGCAUAGAAUUAGCGAACAUUUCUGCAAAUAUUAAAAGCCCCUGUGUUUUUUAUGAUAUCAAGAUUGCAAAAAGCUUUGCUUUUUAAUGUUUGCAUUGCACAUUACAAUACAGAAUAAAACAGCCUAUUUCUAAACAUUGCUUGAUCUUACAACAGAUUUUCCAUGAAUUCCGUUUGUAUACCAAAACAUGACAUAUACGGAGCAGUUCCAAUGCUUAGUAUCUGAAAUUUAGUUUCAGUGAGCUUAAAUAUUAAAUAAAAGGUUGUAUGGUACUAUCCUUUUAUAAAUCACAUUUCAAAAAUAAAAUUGAUUGAAAUA